Molecule: messenger RNA, 1635 nt
Organism: Cuscuta campestris
Lineage: Eukaryota; Viridiplantae; Streptophyta; Magnoliopsida; Solanales; Convolvulaceae
Source: the annotation of a GenBank genome assembly
GUAAUUUACCCCCAAAUCAGUGGUCAUCUUUGAUAGGGUUUGAGCAUUGAAGGUCGAAGGCAGAAGUGAUGUGGGAGCGCCACCAUUUACCGGAAGAAAUCCUGAUCGAAAUCCUGACAAGGCUCCCCGUCAGGUCCCUCGUACGCUUCACCGCCGUUUCCAAGUCGUGGUUCUUCCUCAUCACCAGCCCCGCCUUGGUCUCCGCCCACCUCCGCCACUCCCGCUGCAAUGAUAAUUCCGUCGGUAACCUCCUUCUCCUCCGUCAUUUAGAAAACUCAUCCAUAAAGGAAAAGUAUGAGAUUCUCGAAGAGACUGAUCACCAAACACUUAACCCGAUCAGUUCUCCCGAGCUCCCCCCUGCAUUUGCAUGCGAGGAUAUUCGUGUGGUUGGCUGCUAUAGCGGCGUCGUUUGCUUAUCCAACGCUUGGUGUUGCGAUUUGUGUUGUACGUAUCUAUGGAACCCCUGUAUUCAGAAGCUUAAGCCCUUGUCGCCUCCUACUAUUAUUCGACCAGCUGGCAGUUUAAACUCCUUACUUGGAUUUGGUGUUAAUCCAGAGUGUGAUGGUGAUCUCAAGGUAGUCAGAGCUGUGUAUCAAAGGAAAGGAGAGUAUCUGCAAAUGCCCGAUGGCCCACCAGAUGUUGAGAUUUAUUUACUCAGCACCGGGAAGUGGAGAACUAUAUCUGCUGUUGGGGUGAAUCUUUAUAUGAUCAAUUUCGUCCUGUGGUGGUCUCAAACUUUUGUCCAUGGAGCAGUACAUUGGAUUGGGCAGAAAUGGGUGGACAAUGUGAGGUCCAAGUGUUGUAUAACAGUUUUCUCCAUGGCUGAUGAGGUUUUUAGUGAAAUUAUGCUGCCAAAUGAAUUAGCCAAAUGGAUUGCAUUAUACUUACAUAUUAUGAUGUUUGAAGAGUCUAUUGCUGUUGCUAAGUAUGCUACAAGGAAUCAUUGCAUAUUCUGUGACCUGUGGGUGAUGAAAGAGUAUGGAGUUGUGGAAUCUUGGUGCAGGAUAUAUCGUAUAGAAUUGGAUGGAUGGAUGGAUAGAAUUGUUGGAUUCAGGAAAAACGGUGACAUCUUAAUCUGUAGUGACAAUCGCGAGCUUGUUUCCUACUGUCCGACUACUAAAUUUUUUCAUAAACUUGGAAUUUAUGGGACCAACCGCUCAUUCUAUGUUGGUAAAUACUUGGAAUCUCUUGUCCUGCUUCAAGAAAAAAGCUGUGAAGUUGAUGUGCUAUUCAAAGAAAUGACAAGUGUGUCCAUUUGAAGAGGAGGUUAGAAGAUUUGGGUUGGUCGUUUGUUUAAAGGGUUACCUUACGAUAAUGUGUCAAACAGGAGAAAGCUAAUUAUCAUCUUCUUCCUCAAGAAUACAGCUUGGUUUUAAAAUAAAAAACAAUGCCGAUUGAGUAUGGAGACUUGAGAUUGGGUCUGCAAAGGAUUCCGACGUGAUAAUGAAUAUAUUAUUUAUUUGAAACAUUUACCUGCGUGGCUAUUGAUUAUUGCAGUGUAUGACUUUGUAUUUAUUUAGUCUCAAGUAACUCAUGCAUUAAUGAUGGCUGCCCUUGUAGAGUGACAGUUUUAAGACUGCAAGACCAAAAAAUAAUAAUAAUUGUAGUCAAAAUCAUUAAAUUGGUUUCUUGAUA